This is a messenger RNA of Podospora bellae-mahoneyi, 2490 nucleotides long. RefSeq names its product MFS siderochrome iron transporter 1. The transcript has 2 exons. Gene Ontology annotation, molecular function: transmembrane transporter activity. The coding region runs from base 545 to 2329 and encodes 594 amino acids. Lineage: Eukaryota; Fungi; Ascomycota; Sordariomycetes; Sordariales; Podosporaceae. Gene Ontology annotation, cellular component: plasma membrane. The record is from RefSeq and is a predicted model, not a curated record. Gene Ontology annotation, biological process: transmembrane transport.
ACUUGCAGUGCAGACUCCAGCUUUUCACCGGAACGAUACCUGACUGGUUCUUCCUCGGCCUCGUCCCCUCCCUCCUCCAUUCUCGCCCGGCCGCCCUUCCACAUUCCCGCUGCUUACCGCCGGCCGUGGCAACGACGCAACCCGCGCUGCUCCGGCCUGCCCUCAUGCACCGGUGGGCCUAAAAUCCCUGCGGAUGACACGCCAAGGUGGUACUGCUCAAGGGUUGUCUGUAGAAUAUCACAGGAGCACCACAGGAUGAUGCAUCCAGUGCUUGCCUCCACGCGGGAUUCCCGUGGUACUCGUGGGUUCUGGCCUGUUGCUCUGGGAUGUUCUGUGUCACUCAUUGAGUCCCACUGGGUGGACCGAGCGGAUAUGUGCAUUGGGUGGUACAAGCCGACGGAGAAAAACUGAUGUAUUCCCACCCUGAUGCAUUCCAUCUGAUUAGAUUAAAAGGUCGCGUUGCGCUGCUUCCCGGGCCAUUUUUUGGUUACUACCCUCUCAUCCCUUUUCGCCGAUCCUCCUGUUCCUCCCCCAAGCCGACAAUAUGAGGGAUGCUCUUUCUCGGCUUCGGCCGCACAGCAAUGUUCCCGUCGUGGAACCAGAAGUGGACGAGAAGGCCGCCAGCGACAAGGAGGCCAAUGUCGUCAAUACCGAGGGUGUCAAGGAAUCUGUCGCUGACGACUCAGAUGCCAUCUCGCUCGAUGCUCAGCGUGGUGUGCAGGAUAUCGAGGCCCUGACCAAGGUGUGGACGAAACAGGACAUUAUUUUAGCAUAUGUCACUAUCUGGAUCAUCUACUUCGUCGAUGCGAUGCAGCAGAACAUGACCAACAGUCUGUUGCCCUACGUCACGAGUGCCUUCUCUGCCCAUUCGCUCACCCCUACCGUCUCGAUCUUUGCGUACCUGAUCUCCGGCCUGUCCAAGUUGCCCCUUGCCAAGAUUCUCGAUAUCUGGGGUCGUCCGCAGGGUUUCAUCCUCAUGGUGAUUUGCCUGACAAUCGGUCUCGUCUUGAUGGCUGCAUGCCAAAACGUCGAAACAUAUGCGGCCGCUCAAGUCUUCUACUGGGUUGGCUACAAUGGCGUCACCUACUCGAUCUCAAUCUUCGUUGCCGACACCUCGUCCCUCAAGAACAGAUCUCUGAUGUUCGCCUUUGCCUCUUCCCCCUACAUCAUCACCGUCUGGGUUGGUGGGCCCCUUGCGGACGCUUUCCUUUAUGGCCCUGGUUGGCGAUGGGCUUUUGGCGCUUUUGCCAUCAUCACCCCUGUCAUGUGCGUUCCCUUGUUGGCCCUCUUCUACAAGAACUACAAGAAGGCCAAGGCCCUUGGUGUCAUGCCGGAGAGAAACUCUGGGCGCACUUGGCUUGAGAGCCUCAAGUAUUACGCCAUCGAGUUCGACGUCUUUGGGCUCUUGCUCAUCAUUGCCGGGUUGGCACUGUUCCUUUUGCCCUUCAACAUUUAUUUCUACCAGACGGACGGAUGGGCCUCGGCCACCUGCAUUGCCAUGCUCGUCGUGGGCUUUGUUCUUUGCGUCGCCUUUGCAGUGUAUGAGAAGUGGUGGGCACCCAAGACCUUCAUCCCUUAUGAACUCCUCACCGAUCGGACUGUUCUUGGUGCCUGUAUUCUUGCCGGUAACCUGUUCAUCUCCUUCUACAUCUGGAACAGCUUCUUUGGCUCCUUCCUUCAGGUGGUCAGUGGCUUGGACAUCACCAGGGCCAGUUACAUCCAGAACAUCUACAGCAUUGGGUCCUGCUUCUGGUCACUCGUUGUCGGUGUGCUGAUCCGCUGGACUGGCCGGUUCAAGUGGUUGGCCUUGUACUUUGGCGUUCCCGUAACCAUUCUCGGCGUUGCCCUCAUGGUUGUGUUCCGCCAGCCAGAUUCCAACAUUGGAUACAUCGCCAUGUGCCAGAUCUUCAUUGCAGUUUCCGGCGGCACGUUGGUUAUUUGCGAGCAGAUGGCUGCCAUGGCUGCCACCACCCAUCAGUACAUCGCUGUUGUCCUGGCCAUCGAGGCCAUGUUCGCCAACGUUGGUGGCGCCAUUGGCGGCACCGUGGCCACCUCUAUCUGGGGCACUGUCUUCCCUAGGAGCUUAAACAAGUUCCUGCCCGAGGCCGAGAAGGCUAACGUGUCGCUCAUCUUCUCCGACCUCAAGACCCAGCUCGACUACCCGUGGGGCAGCGAGACGAGAAUUGCCAUUCAAGAUUCGUAUGGCGAUGCUAUGAGGUACAUGAUUAUUGCGUCGGCCGUCAUUCAGGUCAUUUCGAUUGUUUCGGUGGCUGUUUGGAGGGAUAUCAAGGUAAAGGAUUUCAAGCAGGUGAAGGGCAAUGUCAUCUAAAUAGGGAAGGUUUCGGAUAUGCUUAGCGGUUUCAUGUUGGAUUAGAGAGGUUUCAUGGCUGGAUGAUGUAUGUGGUAAUGAUGGGAGGAGGCUUUUGUAUACCCCGGGGAGGAACCUUUGGAAUCAAAAUAUUUCACGCCGUUGUUUGGAUUGUCACUCGA